This is a messenger RNA of Tribolium madens (black flour beetle), 611 nucleotides long. RefSeq names its product troponin C, isoallergen Bla g 6.0101-like. The record is from RefSeq and is a predicted model, not a curated record. The transcript has 4 exons. Gene Ontology annotation, molecular function: enzyme regulator activity; calcium ion binding. The coding region runs from base 90 to 548 and encodes 152 amino acids. Lineage: Eukaryota; Metazoa; Arthropoda; Insecta; Coleoptera; Tenebrionidae.
GCCUGCUGUACACAGUAUUUAAAUGCGCUUCAUUCUCUUUGUCAAGUCCAGAAAGCAGAGUGCUCACCUUCAAAACCAACACUUCAAUCAUGAACGAUUUAGACAAAGAGCAAAUUUCAAUGUUAAAAUCAACUUUUGACGCCUUUGACGUCGAGAAGAAGGGUUAUAUUGGAGUCGAUAUGAUCGGUACUAUAAUGGACCUAUUAGGAACUCAAUUAAUCGGCGAAGAACUGGAAACCAUCAUUACGGAAAUCGACGAAGAUGGAAACGGUGAAGUAAACUUCGAAGAGUUUGCAAAUUUAGCUGCUAGGUUUUUAACCGAAGACGACGAAGAUACGGAAGCUAUCCAACAGGAACUCAAAGGAGCUUUCAGACUUUAUGAUAGAGAAGGAAAUGGUUUUAUCACAACCGAUGUUCUCCGAGAAAUUCUACGAGAGCUUGAUGAUAAUUUGAGUGAAGAUGAUUUAGAUAAUAUGAUUGAUGAAAUUGAUACUGAUGGUUCAGGCACCGUGGAUUGGGAAGAAUUCAAAGCAGUCAUGAUUGGUUAGAAGUGCAUUUUGAGGUAUUUUCAGUUUAUAAAUUUUAUGUUAAUAAACCCUUUUCAUACGUAA